Molecule: messenger RNA, 872 nt
Organism: Ostrinia furnacalis (Asian corn borer)
Lineage: Eukaryota; Metazoa; Arthropoda; Insecta; Lepidoptera; Crambidae
Gene: Pfdn2
Product: prefoldin 2
Exons: 2
Coding region: 149-589 (146 amino acids)
Biological process (GO): protein folding
Cellular component (GO): prefoldin complex
Source: RefSeq, a predicted model, not a curated record
UUCAAUGGAUUCAAGUAUCGCAUUACACGAAUAAAUGUGUUACAAAAAUCUUGAAGUAUUCUGAUUUAAUUAGGGUCUGGACUGUAGAAUUCAAAUAAAAGAGCUCGUGUACUGUAAAAGUGUAAAACAAAAGUAAUUUCUUACAAUCAUGGCCACAAGCGCUUCGUCAUCAACAUCAAAAGGUGGAAAGCCCAAAUCCAGUGAAGAGAUCUUUGCAGGAUUUCAAACACUCCGCACCGAACAAAGGCAACUCGCUAACAAAAUAUCAGAACUUGAAAUGGAUCUAAAUGAACACAAAAUUGUAAUUGAAACCCUAAAAGGUGUCGAUGGAUCUCGAAAGUGUUUCCGAAUGGUUGGCGGUGUCCUAGUAGAGCGAACGGUGGCUGAUGUCUUGCCAGAGCUCGAAACUAACCGGGAACGUUUGCCAAAGGCUUUGCAGGCUUUACAUGAACAACUGACAAAGAAAGGGCAAGAAAUUAAUGAUUACAUUGAGUGCCACGAUAUACGUGUUCAGCGAGCUGACCGACCACCAGCUGAAGAAACUCCUGAGCAACCUGCAAAAUCAAACGUCCUAGUGGCUAGUGCUUAAUUAAAGAAGUAUGAACAAUUUAUAACUUUGAGUAUUUAACCUAUUUAAGAAAGUAUUCUAAAAUAUUUCAACAUUUAAGUUUGAAAAUACUAAUCCAAGUGCUUGUGCUAUUUAAUUUGCUAAUUAUAUUUAAACCACGGAUACUUUGCCAGUUAUAUCUACUUUACUAAAUACUCAUUUACCAAGAUUGCAAUAAAAUUGAUAAUCUAUGAUUAUCCUGAUCAAAAGCUGCCAUGGCAUGUAAAUUUUAUUGAAGUUGAAAUAAAUAUUUGAGUAAAUUUUA